AUGUCUGAAUUCCUUGGGUCACGGAUAUCGCUCAUCUCAAAGAGUGACAUCCGCUACUCUGGCGUCCUUCACGAAAUCAACUCGGAGGAGUCCACCGUAUCGCUCGAGAAUGUCAGAUCCUUUGGUACCGAGGGCCGCAGAGGAGGCGACCCCGAGCAAGAGAUCCUCCCAUCCGAUCAAGUUUACGAAUACAUUGUCUUUCGAGGCAGUGAUGUAAAGGAUUUGCGCAUCGAAGAGGCCGCGCCGGCCAAGGAGAACAAGCCUCCUGCCGUCCCUGAUGAUCCCGCCAUUGUGGGCGCUCGAGCUCGUCCCGUCGGCCCUCCGGGUGCUGCACCUGGCCCGCAGAACCAACCCGGUGGUUUCAACCAGUCACCAUUCCAACAGCAACCUCCCUUCUACCCCCCGGGGCCCGGUGGAUCUGGUGGACCAUGGGGCGGCCGUGGCGGUCCUGGUCCGGAUCCUCGAUUUGGCGGUAUGCCCUACCCGCCUCCUGGCUGGUUUCCUCCCGGUCAAGGAUUUCCUCCUGGACCUCCCGGUCCUUUCAACCCAUACGCAUACCCAGGGGCAGGUCCCCAUGGACACCCGGGUGCUCCUGGAAUGAAUGUGGGAGGCACUCCUCAGCAAGAGAAGCCCAGCCCCAUUGGCCCUGGAGCUGCUCCUGGUUCGGAUAAGCCACGAACUGGUGCUACUCCUACCAAUGCGCCAUCUGCCGAGCCCAAAUCAAUUGGCCAGCCCCCGAAACCGUCUGCAAAUGCGCCUGCCCCGACACCGCCGGUCGAUUCGAAGCCCUCCGCAGCUGAGGUGAAGGCUACUGCCGAGUCCCUGGCUUCUGCUGGACCCGCCAAGGCUCCCCAGCAACCCAGAAACAAUGUGCCUACUGGCCCCAAGAAUAACCGUGUCCAGCCAGCCGUUCCCUACCCUAGUGCAAUUCUUCAAAGAGGUGCUUCGUCGGGAGCUCAGGGCGUACCUCAAGCAGCAGCAGUUGCUGCUGCAGUCAAGCCUGCAGAAUCCGCCAGUGGCUCAGCCACUGCCGCUUCCAUUAGAGAUGCGACACAGCAGGCCAAGGCAGCCGUUGCAGUGGCCAUGGCCAAGCUCGACGCUACUAACGCAGCUUCGGCCGGUCCGUCGGCAAACGGUGGAAAUGUCAUGGACAAUUUGACCAGCAAGGUCAAUGAGAUGAGAGUCAACGCAACCAGAGGCGGGCCUAACCGUGGCCGUGGACGCGGUAACCGACAAGGCGGUACUGCCAAGAUUGAGGUUCCCGUCGACGACUUCAAUUUCGAGGCAUCUAAUGCCAAAUUCAACAAGCAUGAUCUUGUCAAGGAGGCCGUCGCCGGUGGUUCUCCCAUGAAUGAGGCACCCAGCGGUCCUGCACCCGAGAUUGACGAGUCCCCUGCCGAUGGAACACAGCCUCCUGCUUACAAUAAGACAAGAUCUUUCUUUGACAACAUCUCAAGCGAAGCCAAGGAUCGUGCCGAGAGCAGCGGCCCCAAGCCUGGUGGUCGUGAAUGGCGCGGCGAGGAACAGCGCAAGAACAUGGAGACCUUUGGUCAAGGAAGCGUUGACGGUGGCUACCGAGGCGGCUACCGAGGCAGAGGCCGCGGACGAGGCCGUGGUCGGGGUGGAAGAGGUGGUUUCAGACCUCGUGGCGAGAGUUCGGCUGUUCCUCAAUAG
Pestalotiopsis fici W106-1 is the source of this 1674-nucleotide messenger RNA. RefSeq lists its product as uncharacterized. Gene Ontology annotation, biological process: P-body assembly; cytoplasmic stress granule assembly. NCBI's taxonomy places the organism in Eukaryota, Fungi, Ascomycota, Sordariomycetes, Amphisphaeriales, Sporocadaceae. The transcript is spliced from 3 exons. Bases 1 to 1674 code for a protein of 557 amino acids. The record is from RefSeq and is a predicted model, not a curated record. Gene Ontology annotation, cellular component: P-body. Gene Ontology annotation, molecular function: mRNA binding.